ACAAAGUCCGCCCCGGGGCGGGCCCAGGUCGGCGGAUCCGCCCGGCCCCGCACCUGCCCCCGGGGCCGCCCCGCCGGAGUCGGGCCGAGCCGCGGCUGAGCUGCUGCCGGAGCGCCCGCCAUGGGCGUGGGCUAUGGAGGGAUGCGCUGCGUCAAGAUCCUGCUCUUCAUCUUCAACCUGACCUUCUGGCUGGCAGGACUGGCUGUCAUUGCCUUCGGGCUCUGGCUGCGCUUUGGUGGGCCCAUGGCUGAGUUUGCUACAGACAAGAAGUCCCCAGAACUUUUCUUCAUGGGACUCUAUGUGCUGGUGGGAGCAGGGGCCAUCAUGGCAGCAGUUGGAUUUUUUGGGUGCUGUGGAGCAGCGCGGGAGUCCCAGUGCUUGAUUGGAACUUUCUUUGCUUGCCUGUUGGUGAUAUUUGCAGGUGAGGUCACUGCUGGAGUAUUUGCCUUCAUAGGCAAGAAAGUGGCAAUACAGGAAGCCCAGAAAAUCUAUGAAGAUGCUUAUGAGGACUACAUGAAAAACCCAGUGGGGAAGGUCAACAGUACCAUCUAUCGCUACCACGUGGCUCUCCAGUGCUGUGGUAAAGGUAAUGUGGAACAACAAACAGGAUUGCCCUGUCCAGAGAACAUCCAGCUGCCAAAGAACUGCCUAACUGAAAUUCAGAAUGUAAUUGAUACUCAGCUGCGCCUCGUUGGAAUUGUUGGAAUUGCAAUUGCUAGCAUCACAAUCUUUGGCAUGAUUUUCAGCAUGGUUCUGUGCUGUACCAUCCGUAACAUGAGAGAAAUGAUCUAAAACUGUCACUGCACAACUCUGCCCCAGGAGUUCCAGACUAAGCUUACAAGAAGUGCUCUUCUACCCAAUUUAAUAAUUGUAAUGCAUUUUAAUCAGUGUUUUAACAUACUGAGAGGAAAAUAUCCCGUUAGGUGAUCAGGUGAAUUGUAUUAGUUACAGUAAAACUGAAGUGAACAAAAAAAGGGUUUAAAAUGUCCUUUUUAAUGAUAAAAGAGCAAAGGUGCAUCAAAGA
Molecule: messenger RNA, 1024 nt
Organism: Zonotrichia leucophrys gambelii
Lineage: Eukaryota; Metazoa; Chordata; Aves; Passeriformes; Passerellidae
Gene: TSPAN2
Product: tetraspanin 2
Exons: 8
Coding region: 121-792 (223 amino acids)
Cellular component (GO): plasma membrane
Source: RefSeq, a predicted model, not a curated record